Molecule: messenger RNA, 994 nt
Organism: Cinclus cinclus
Lineage: Eukaryota; Metazoa; Chordata; Aves; Passeriformes; Cinclidae
Gene: MAFB
Product: MAF bZIP transcription factor B
Exons: 1
Coding region: 1-936 (311 amino acids)
Biological process (GO): regulation of transcription by RNA polymerase II; regulation of myeloid cell differentiation
Cellular component (GO): nucleus
Molecular function (GO): RNA polymerase II cis-regulatory region sequence-specific DNA binding; DNA-binding transcription factor activity, RNA polymerase II-specific
Source: RefSeq, a predicted model, not a curated record
AUGGCCGGAGAGCUCAGCAUCGGAGCCGAGCUGCCCACUAGCCCGCUGGCCAUGGAGUACGUGAACGACUUCGACUUGAUGAAGUUCGACGUGAAGAAGGAGCCCCUGGGCAGGAACGACCGCUCGGGCAGGCACUGCACCCGCCUGCAGCCGGCCGGCUCCGUCUCCUCCACCCCCAUCAGCACUCCCUGCAGCUCCGUGCCCUCCUCGCCCAGCUUCAGCCCCACCGAGCAGAAGACCCACUUGGAGGACCUGUACUGGAUGGCAAACAGCUACCAGCAGAUGAACCCCGAGGCGCUGAACCUCACCCCAGAGGACGCUGUCGAAGCCCUCAUUGGGUCCCACCAGGUGUCCCAGCAGCUGCAGGGCUUCGAGGGUUUCCGGGCCCACCACCACCACCAUCAUCACCAUCACCAACACCACCACCAGUACCCCGCAGUCACUCACGAAGACCUGGCCGGCAGCGGGCACCCUCACCAUCACCACCAUCAUCACCACCAGGCCUCUCCCACUCCUUCCACCUCCUCCAGCUCCUCCCAGCAGCUCCAGAACUCGCACCAGCAGCAUCCCCCCUCCAGCAGCGUGGAGGACCGGUUCUCAGAUGACCAGCUGGUCUCCAUGUCGGUGAGGGAGCUCAACAGGCACCUCCGAGGCUUCACCAAAGAUGAGGUGAUCCGCCUCAAGCAGAAGAGGAGGACCUUGAAGAACAGGGGCUAUGCCCAGUCCUGCAGGUAUAAACGUGUCCAGCAGAAACACCACCUGGAGAACGAAAAGACGCAGCUCAUUCAGCAGGUGGAACAGCUCAAGCAAGAAGUGACCCGGCUCGCCAGAGAGAGAGACGCCUACAAGCUCAAGUGUGAGAAACUUGCCAGCAAUGGCUUCAGAGAGGCCGGCUCCACCAGUGACAACCCAUCUUCCCCUGAGUUCUUCAUGUGAGUGCUUAACAAAAAUAAUUAAAAAACAAACAAAAACCCCCCACCCCCCAAACCUGACC